This is a messenger RNA of Diaporthe citri, 2529 nucleotides long. RefSeq lists its product as uncharacterized. The coding region runs from base 1 to 2529 and encodes 842 amino acids. Gene Ontology annotation, cellular component: nucleus. The record is from RefSeq and is a predicted model, not a curated record. Gene Ontology annotation, molecular function: RNA polymerase II CTD heptapeptide repeat phosphatase activity. NCBI's taxonomy places the organism in Eukaryota, Fungi, Ascomycota, Sordariomycetes, Diaporthales, Diaporthaceae. The transcript has a single exon.
AUGGGCUCUGUCACAGAGUUCCCCCUGGGGCCUCACCUGCGGUAUCCCAUAACAAUCACCAGGCUGAUAUACAAGCCUGGUGAUGAGGUCAAGAAGGGCUCCAAUGCCAUGGAAUUCUCGUACAAGUACAAGAUGGAGUUUGGCGACCAGAUCACCGGCGACAUCCGCCACGAGGAGCAGACCGGCUUUGCCUCGUGGCCCUGCCCUACCAAUGGAACCCUCAAGUCCUGGGACAUCAAGGUUGGCGAGGUCAUCGCUCGCAGCCGCCCCUGCGUGCGCAUCGAGGAGACCUGCAUACACGAUAACCAGUACGGUGGUAUGUGUCUGAUCUGCGGCAAGAGCACCGACGACAUCGACUUCUACACCACCCAGCUCGACACCGCCCGCGCCCCCGUCCAGAUGAUCCACGACAACGUCAAGCUGACCGUCAGCCUGGACCGCGCCGCCGAGACCGAGCUGCUGCAGCAGAAGCGUCUGCUCGAACACCGCAAGCUGAGCCUCGUCGUCGACCUGGACCAGACCAUCAUCCACGCCUGCAUAGACCCCACCGUCGGCGAGUGGCAGAACGACCCCACGAACCCGAACCAUGAGGCCGUCAAGGACGUCCAAAGCUUCCAGCUCAACGACGACGGCCCCCGCGGCAUGGCCAGCGGCUGCUCUUACUAUAUCAAGAUGCGCCCCAAUCUGCGACAGUUCCUCACCAACAUCGCCAGGCUCUACGAGCUGCACGUCUACACAAUGGGCACAAGGGCAUACGCCAUGAACAUCGCCAGGAUCGUGGACCCAGACAAGAAGCUCUUUGGCGACCGCAUCAUCAGCCGCGACGAGAACGGCAACAUGACCGCCAAGAGCCUGCAGCGCCUCUUCCCUGUCUCGACCAACAUGGUCGUCGUCAUUGAUGACCGUGCCGACGUCUGGCCCAACAACAGGCGGAACCUGAUCAAGGUCGUGCCCUACGACUUCUUCAAGGGCACCGGCGACAUCAACUCCAGCUUCCUGCCAAAGAGGCCGGACCUUACCCCAGCCCCAGACGCCGUCCAGGAGACGCCGCCGCCGCCGAACGGUGACGCAAAGCCGGAGGUCGAGGGAGACGCAGCAGCGAAGCCCGCCGCCGCAGCCGCCGUCCCCUCCACCGUGGGUCCGACUCCGGCUGGCGUGAGCGGUGCUGAUGAUGUUGCACUACUGAAAGCCCAGAGCGAACAGGAGCGGGCCUUGGAGAAGCAGCUGACGGACAGGCCAUUGCUGCACAUGCAGGAGAAGCUCGACAAGGACGACGAGGAAGCCGAGAAGGCCAGCGCGGAGAACGAGAGCCCCAACAGCGGCCAUAUCACCCCGCCGCACCAGCGACAUCACGUACUCCUCGACGAUGACGCCGAGCUCAUCUACCUAGAACGACACCUCACGAACCUACACGAGAAAUACUACGAGGCCUACGAAAGCCGCGAGAACAGCCGCUCGAUACCCGAUGUGGGCAGCCUGCUGGACGAGCUGAAACACGAGGUCCUGCGCGGCACGCGCAUUGUGCUGAGCGGCAUCGUGCCCAACAACGUGGACAAGUGGAACCACGAGAUAGCGCUGCAAGUGAAGAGCUUUGGCGCGAUAUUGGAAGACCGGAUACAUCCUGGAAUCACACACCUGGUGGUCAGCCUGCUCCGGCCUCGGACGGCCAAGGUGCGCGAGGCGGUCAGGAUACCGACCAUCAAGAUCGUCAAUCAGAACUGGCUACAAGACUCGAUCAGCCAGUGGGAGGAGCUGGACGAGACACCAUAUCUGUUGGACCUGCACCCUGCUGACCGGGGAGGCUUGGCGCCCCUCGUGCUGCCUGGGAAGGGCGAGGGUGGCACGAGCCCCGAGGCGAUCAACACUGCCAUCCAGAACGGGGGUGCCGACCAAGAGGAGCUCGACAGCGCCGACGAGGAGGACGAGCUGGACCCGCGCAGCCCCAUUGACGAGCUCAAGACGUUUGAUUUCAAUGAGGCCGACGAGGAACUUGCCGCCUUCAUGGAGGAGGACGACGGCGAUGACGACGAUGACGAUGACGGGAAGUCGGAGGAGGGAGGCCGGCAGUCGGAUUCCGACCUUGACGACAACAACAGCACGACCUCGGACAGUGCGAGUGAGACAGGGUCGAAAGCCAGCGGAGCCAGGGGCGAGACGGUCAACGGCACAUCACCCGGUUCCAAGCGGAAACAUGGCGACAGCGAUACGGAGGGCGAGAGGGAUUUCGAGGGCGGCAGCGGCUCUGCGCUGUCGAAAAAACUGAAGGUAUCGCGGUCACAAGGGGGCAGCAAGCUGCGGUCGGCAUAUCAGCCCGAGUCCGAGCCGCAAGCAAGCCCAAGCGAAGGAGCGGGUACGAACGGCGGUAGCCGCGGGCCCGAGGGGGACGAGGAGGAGGAGGAGGAGGAGGAGGAGGUGGACCUCCUGGAGACGGAGGGGGCCGGCAACGAGGACAUGGACGAGAUCGACGAGGAGGAGCUGAUGGCAGAGCUGGACAGGGAAGAGCAGGAGCUUAUCGCAGAGAAGGGCUAG